Molecule: messenger RNA, 1553 nt
Organism: Hydractinia symbiolongicarpus
Lineage: Eukaryota; Metazoa; Cnidaria; Hydrozoa; Anthoathecata; Hydractiniidae
Product: short-chain-enoyl-CoA hydratase-like
Exons: 2
Coding region: 129-974 (281 amino acids)
Biological process (GO): fatty acid beta-oxidation
Molecular function (GO): enoyl-CoA hydratase activity
Source: RefSeq, a predicted model, not a curated record
GCGGGAGGUAAAUGAGCUGAAUGAAAUAGACUAUUUUUGCUUUACAAAGCUCGUAAGACUUUUUCAGCCUUCAGGUACGAGAUCAUAUAGACGUUAUUUGAAUUCUGUUUUGUUUGCAAGUGAUCAUUAUGGCACACGAGGGAUACACCACAUUUAAAGUAAAUGUGAACGAAGGCGUUGCUUGGGUGACGUUUGAUUUCCCACCUGUCAAUGUGCAAGGGAUGCCCAUGUUGAAAGAUCUGGAUAGUCUAUCAUCGAAACUCGAAAAAGACGGGAGCGUCAAGGUUGUAGUCUUCCAAUCUGCACAUCCAGAUAUAUUUGUAUGUCAUGCAGAUAUUGAUAUGCUGUGCGAUCUUAAAGCUGAGGAAGUGAAGAAAGACAAAGAAUCAUUGCUUUACUUACAGAAAGUCUUACAUCGUGUUUCUACUUUACCACAAGCAACCAUAGCGAAAGUUGAAGGUAUGGCUCGAGGUGGAGGUCACGAGUUUAUGUUGGCAUGUGAUAUGAGGUUUGCCGCGCGUGGGAAAGCUGUCUUUAUGCAAAUGGAAGUAGGCAUGGGUAUUGUACCUUGUGGUGGUGGAACCCAAAGAUUGGCUCGUCAAGUGGGGUUGGGAAGAGCUUUGGAAAUAGUAUUGGGUGCGCAUGACUUUGAUGCUGACAUUGCAGAAAAGUAUGGAACAAUUAAUCGAGCUUUGAAUGCAGACGAGAUUGGUCCUUUUGUUGAAGAGUUAGCAAACCGAAUUGCAAAGUUUCCAGCUGCAUCAAUCACUGCAUGCAAGCGGUGUGUUUACGCAGCAGUCGACACAACUAUAGAGGAAGGUCUCGUUGAGGAGGUGUACCAAUUGGGACAAGCUUUAGCACGUACUCCUGCGACGAAACGAUUUGCGUAUGGCAAAGAGCAGGGAAUACAAAAUGACCUAGAAACCCAAAAAAAUUGGGACAAAGGGGUUAUGGAUAUUCAAGGUAUUCAAUAAUUGCGCGGUUUUUAAUAUCACAACUAUUUGAUAUAUAUCUGCUGGAUAAGUUGCAUACUACACGUAUAAGCAUGUACAAAUUAUCAUUCCAUGUUCACACACACUUUAGUAUACCUUCAAUAAAUAAAUAACUGAAUAAUACUCCGUGUUCUAACUUGUUUUAAACUUCUUGGCGCAAGUGCAUAGCUGCAGUUAGGUAGAUGGCGAUUUUCAAUUACUAAUGGUAACAAAUUGAUUUGAAAACCAUCUUGUUUCUUUCUACUCCACAGAGUUUACAUUGAUGAUCUUGUAUACAACUGAAUUAUCGAAAACAGUGAGGUUUUUUUAACUUGUGUAGAAAUAGGAAUUUCUGCAGUAGAAACCACUUCUUUAAAAGAGUCCUUGAUAUGACACAAGUUUGCCAAUUCUGAUUGAUUUGAUGUUAAUUUUUCUUAAACUAACAUCUUUAGUCUUUAGUCGGAAGUAUUUUCACAGAUUAUUAAUACUUUUUGAAUUGGAAGAGAAAUUUGCCACAGUCCACCUCGAUUUAAAUGAGAAAUCAAAUUAUUUCUUUCUUCCCCCUUACUUGCUUCCAUAACU